Messenger RNA from Arvicanthis niloticus (Nile rat), 1108 nucleotides. Lineage: Eukaryota; Metazoa; Chordata; Mammalia; Rodentia; Muridae. The record is from RefSeq and is a predicted model, not a curated record.
UUCCGGUCUGGGGGCCUGACUCUCGGUGCGAGCAUGGCUGCAGCCGCCCCUGUUCCGGUGGAGUUGGGCUUCGCCGAGGAGGCCCCGGCCUGGAGGCUGCGCAGCGAGCAGUUUCCCAGCAAAGUGGGCGGGCGGCCCGCGUGGUUGAGCCUGGCCGAGCUGCCGGGACCCGGGGCGCUGGGGUGCGCGCGCUGCGGCCGCCCGCUCGCCUUCCUGCUGCAGGUGUACGCGCCGCUGCCCGGCCGGGACGACGCCUUCCACCGCAGCCUCUUUCUCUUCUGCUGUCGCGAGCCGCCGUGCUGCGCCGGCCUGCGAGUUUUUCGUAAUCAGCUACCAAGGAAAAACGCGUUUUACUCAUAUGAACCCCCUUCUGAAACGGGAGCUUCGGAUACAGAAUGUGUGUGCCUCCAGCUUAAGUCUGGAGCCCAUCUCUGUAGGGUUUGUGGCUGCUUGGCCCCUAUGACAUGCUCUAGGUGCAAACGGGCACAUUACUGCAGCAAGGAGCAUCAGACGUUAGACUGGCGGCUCGGACACAAGCAGGCCUGUACACAAUCAGACCAUUUAGACCAUACGGUUCCAGACCACAAUUUCCUGUUUCCAGAAUUUGAAAUUGUAACAGAAACAGAAGAUGAGGUUUUGCCUGAGGUUGUGGAAACGGAGAAUUAUUCUGAAGUGAUAGGAACCAUGGGGGGAAUACCUGAGGAAGAACUAAAUUCCAUGGCAAAGCAUGAAUCCAAGGAAGAUCACAUAUUCCAAAAGUUUAAAUCCAAAAUAGCCCUUGAACCAGAGCAGAUUCUCAGGUAUGGAAGAGGUAUUAAACCCAUCUGGAUUUCCGGUGAAAAUAUUCCUCAAGAAAAAGAUAUUCCAGAUUGCCCCUGUGGUGCCAAGAGAAUAUUUGAAUUCCAGGUCAUGCCUCAGCUGUUGAACCACCUAAAGGCAGACAGACUGGGCAGAAGCGUGGACUGGGGCGUCCUGGCUGUCUUCACCUGUGCUGAGAGCUGUAGCCUGGGUAUAGGCUACACAGAAGAAUUUGUGUGGAAGCAGGAUGUGACAGAUUCACCUUAAAGGGGUUAAAUCCUUAAAAAUAAAUGUUCCUUAUGCCUCAGUA